UAUUUUUCUAAAGAGGGAAAAUUUCUCAUUUCAGUGAAUAAACGGAGUAGGGUUUAUCUCCUUCAUUGCAAAUUUGCAGACCAUAGGAAAAUGAUAAACCUCCGGCAAAUGAUUUCCGCUUAGGGUUUUUCAGAUUCUCAUCCAAAACCCGUCUUCGAUCUUUGUUUCGCUCACUGAUCCACAAUGUCCAAAAACGAGGAUGUUCGAUUUACAUCUUCUUCUCUCAAAAUUCCUCUCUCACCCCCUUCCUUCUUUUCCCAAACCCUAGGCUCCCAUCUCACAGAAGCCACAAAGUCAGUGAUUCAUCUCGUUAACUCGUUCAGAAAUUUUCGGAAACCCCUCAAUUUUCUCGCCAGACCAUCCCCGCUUCUCUGCUCGGCGUCGCUGUCAUUGUCUCAGCCCGCCGAGUCGACUCAGUUGGAGGUCGCGGCAACUCAGCCGAAGGGCCAGACCGUUGCUCGCCACCCGAGGGAAGAUGAAGAGAGGGUGUUGAUUAGUGAGGUUCUGGUUCGGAACAAGGACGGCGAGGAGCUGGAGAGGAAGGACCUCGAAGCGGAGGCCGUGGCGGCGCUGAAGGCGUGUCGCCCUAACUCGGCGCUCACGGUGCGUGAGGUUCAGGAGGACGUGCAUAGAAUUAUUGAUAGCGGCCUUUUUUGGUCGUGUAUGCCAGUCGCGGUCGAUACUCGCGAUGGGAUUCGAUUGGUUUUUCAGGUAGAACCAAACCAGGAGUUUCAAGGGUUGGUAUGUGAAGGAGCUAAUGUUCUUCCAUCGAAGUUUCUAGAGGAUGCUUUCCGUGAUGGAUAUGGAAAAGUGGUUAAUAUUAGGCGAUUGGAUGACGUGAUAACUUCCAUUAAUGAUUGGUACAAUGAAAGGGGCCUUUUUGGCAUGGUUUCAGGUGUUGAAAUUCUUUCUGGGGGUAUUAUUAGAUUAAAAGUUUCAGAAGCUGAAGUCAAUGAUAUUUCCGUGCGUUUCCUUGAUAGGAAGACUGGUGAGCCAACCAUAGGGAAGACAAAGCCUGAAACAAUACUUCGACAACUUACAACUAAAAAGGGACAGGUAUUCACAUGGACCUUAGUCUUUUUUAUGUAAACAGAUGAUAUUUCUAGUAAAUAAAU
Messenger RNA from Vitis vinifera (wine grape), 1115 nucleotides. Its product is annotated as outer envelope protein 80, chloroplastic-like. Bases 184 to 1089 code for a protein of 301 amino acids. NCBI's taxonomy places the organism in Eukaryota, Viridiplantae, Streptophyta, Magnoliopsida, Vitales, Vitaceae. Gene Ontology annotation, biological process: embryo development ending in seed dormancy; chloroplast organization. The transcript has 5 exons. The record is from RefSeq and is a predicted model, not a curated record.